AUGCAUCCGGCCUCGGAACUGUUCUCGCCCGGUUGCAUCCCUACUUUCAGAAACGGGUGGUCAAGGCCCUACAAUUCAACUGACAGCGGGGAGAGAAUCGGAAGCCCUACAUUGAGCAGUGGCACCUUACCGGCAUUCAGUCCACUUCAACCAUCGAUCGGGGGUUCAGGUAUCCCAACAGAUUUUGCUUCUGAGCAUGAUUUCGGGCUUGAGCAGUUGUUUUAUAGUCACGAUGACAGUGUUGACCAGGUUAAUGGCCUAGACAUCACUCCUGCUUCCAACAAUGGAACCAUUGAAUUUCUACAAACCAUUCCCAGUACUGCGUUGGACCUUGAAAAUGGAGAUGGCAAGGCCUUUCCGAAAAUUGAACCGACGAGGUCUGACAAUUGGGGAUUGCUAUCCAGGGCAAACUCUUUUUUGGAGGAUGUGGAUGUGGCGACCAGACUACGAACACAAGACUCCCUUGAUAAGCGCCCGAUCACAUAUGGUUUCCACCCCAAAAACAGUUUUUAUACACCAGAGAUGCCGCGACAUGAUGGACUUUUCUAUCAGCCCAACGAUUACGAUCCCUGGCAGGUCAAACCCGCUCGGACUCCACAUGCCCGAUGGGAGACAACGGGAUUUCCACAAAAGUCACCUUAUCCCCUUACUUCCGAGUCUGAACAGUGCGCAGCCGAGUGCAGUUCCAAAGUUCCGCAGCCGCAAGAAUCGAAAAAGCGAGGCCGAAAAGCCGACAUUCCAGGCAUCUUGACUUUCAAGGUUGAGCUGUCAAAUGAGCCAUCGGUCCACGUCAACGACUCAGCACGGACACCGCCGGCCAAACGAAAGCGGUCAAGGUCACCAAGGGAUAUCCUUGCUCUAACACCCCCUCGGCCAGAAAAAAAGGUCCGCUUGAAGUCUGGAGAAUCUUGUGUGCGUUGCAGAUUAUACCAUGAAAAGUGUGAUGGAAGGACUCCCUGCCAGCGAUGUGACCAACUUUCGAUAUGGCAACCAUUGUGUACACUGGCCACCUUCUCCGAGAGUGGCUGUUUCAAGAAAGGCCUGUAUCGUAGUCGUUGCACAAUCUUGUCGAAGAACAUCCAGCGCUGGCUGCCUCAUGAUACCCAGCCUCUCGUAGAUAUCGAGGUAUCACUUGGCUUGGAUGCAACAUUGCCGUUGAAGGUGGAAAAGUUUGUGCCCAAAGAUCCUGACCUUCUCCAUCAUAUCGCCUUCAGGAACAAAACAAGCGUCUUCCUGAGGAAAACACCCACCGAGGCAUUUGGUCUGUGUACUUGUACAGUGUCACGCGCGGAACUUGACACUUUUCUGGACAAAAUGAUUCCCCCGCUCAUUGCGGAGACGGCCUGUUCAACCGAUGCCAUAUGGAAAGCAACCUUUGAGGCAGCUUUGAGGCUCAGUGUCGAUGAGACUAGAAAGGAGACCUUAAUGAUCCGAAGGCUGCUGAGAGUGUGGGCUGCACACAGCGUAUUCUUCGGACGUAUUUGGCGUAUCAAGAAAGGGGCAGAAGCUUUGGGUGCACAGUUCCAUCCAGAAAUUGGUGCUGCGGACGUCCCUCGUCUUCUCUACUGGCAACUGGAUUGGAUUGUCGAGAAUUACAUGAUGAAACUGGAAAGUCAGAUCCUGAGAGACCUCGAAGACAUUAUACUUCCUCGUACGCAGAAGGGCUCUCGACAUCGUCGGCAAUUAGGCGCCGGCUUUGCUGUCUUCAUCUCAUGCUUUCUUUAUUUGAGUACACUGGAAAAGGACAGCUGGAAUUUAGAAGCUUGGAGAGCAAAAUCUGCGAGAUGGGCCAAUGAUCCAUCGGUGUCGAACAAUCCGACCAUGGUCUGGCCAUUGACCAAGACCGUACCAGAGCUCCUUCGUGAGAAUGAGCAACAAGCUAUCACGGUGGCAAACCACUUGCGCGCCAUGCACAGAGCCGAAUUUCCUUUUCGGCAGGAUAAGGCUGGCAGGUUUGUCCCCAACGGCAUGAAGACCACCCGCGAAGUGGACGAGUACGCGGAGAUCCUGAACAAGGAACUUUCGGACACCCUUGAGCAACGGCUGAUGUUCCGCUUGUCGGGGGCAUUUUCUGAAGAUGACAUGCAGUCGCUCGACUACAAGUUUACCCGGCUAAUUCUCGCAAACGUCUGA
Molecule: messenger RNA, 2133 nt
Organism: Rhinocladiella mackenziei CBS 650.93
Lineage: Eukaryota; Fungi; Ascomycota; Eurotiomycetes; Chaetothyriales; Herpotrichiellaceae
Exons: 6
Coding region: 1-2133 (710 amino acids)
Biological process (GO): regulation of DNA-templated transcription
Molecular function (GO): DNA-binding transcription factor activity, RNA polymerase II-specific; zinc ion binding
Source: RefSeq, a predicted model, not a curated record